Molecule: messenger RNA, 1029 nt
Organism: Pyrenophora tritici-repentis Pt-1C-BFP
Lineage: Eukaryota; Fungi; Ascomycota; Dothideomycetes; Pleosporales; Pleosporaceae
Source: RefSeq, a predicted model, not a curated record
AUGGCCCUUUAUGUGGGGAUCAACGCUGAUGACGCUGUGAACUUGUGGGAACCCGACAUGCAGAGUGCUCUUAAAGAGAACAUGUUUAUGUCCUACAAACGCAAGAAGAGUCUCCUCAUCGGUAUCAACUAUGUCGGCAGCAGCCAUGAACUACGUGGCUGCCACUCCGAUGUCGACAACAUGGCGGAUUUCCUGUCCUAUCGCGGCUAUAACAACUCCCAAAAAGAUAGAGUCAUCCUCUCCGACCGUCCAGAGGUAUCCUACGAUUCACCAUACUACCCGAACGGUCACAAUCUCAUCGCAGCAAUCGACUGGCUGGUUUCCGAACCCGGUUGUACACUCUUCCUGCACUACUCUGGACAUGGUGGGCAAAUCGAAGAUGUGGACGGGAACAGGGGCUCUACUGGCUUGGAUGCAUCUAUUGUUCCUGUUGAUUUUGAACAGAGGGGUCAAAUCUCUAGUACCAUCUUGCACGAGCAUCUUGUCACGCGCAUGGCGCCUGACUGUACACUGUUCGUAAUUAUGGACUGCUGUCACUCUGGCUCUGCACUUGAACUUCCCUACGUAUAUCGUUCCGACAGCGAAGGCCAGAUCAGCUUGAUGGAUAACCUCAAGACCGGGCUCUACCUCGCAGGCGAAGCUCGUGACAUCAUCUCUGGCGGAUUUUCAUACAACAAGAUUGGCGAGGCGCAGCAACUGCUCGCCGGCGCCAGCAGUUUCUUCAAAGGUCUCCGUCAUUUUGGUGAGGGACAAGAGGAAGGGCUGGAAAGCGGUGAGUUUGCGGGACAGUAUGGAAGUGAGCAAAAGAUGGUUACCAUGUUCAGCGGAUGUAGGGAUGAUCAGACCAGUGCAGAUGCGAAGAUUGCCGGGCAAGCAACUGGAGCAAUGACAUGGGCGUUCUUGGAGAUGAUGAAGAGUAGUCAGAAUCCAAGUUAUGCUGAGCUUUUGGACGAGAGCAACUAUACCCAGGUUCCUCAGCUCAGCUCAGGGCUUGAUAUUGAUUUGGAUGAAAUGACCCUUGUGCUCUGA